This is a messenger RNA of Mus pahari (shrew mouse), 1046 nucleotides long. RefSeq names its product chromosome 14 C17orf50 homolog (gene Pgbdf). NCBI's taxonomy places the organism in Eukaryota, Metazoa, Chordata, Mammalia, Rodentia, Muridae. The transcript has 2 exons. Bases 1 to 747 code for a protein of 248 amino acids. The record is from RefSeq and is a predicted model, not a curated record.
AUGGAGCUUGAUGGAAGCGAGGUGACUUGCUUGGAAUCCUUAGCAAGGACGCUCAAGAGGGUGGGAACUCGGCAGCAGUCCGGGAAUUUGGGACUCCGAAGCCCUUUGGCAGGUAGCAGCCGGCAGGAGGCAUCUCUCCCGCGCAAGCAGCCAGGGCAGCGGGCUGCAUUGACCUUGUCUCCAACUACAGGCGUGAAGACCCCUUUGUGGAGGAAGGAGGUGGAGGAUCCCGAGGCCAGGGAGGAGGAGCUGGAGGACGAUUCAUCGUCGUCCUCGUCGUCGUCGUCGGUGGAGGAGAGGUCGGACCCCGAGAGCGCGACCGAGACGGAGGAGGACUCCCGAGAUGCGGUUGAGCGCGAGGCCCGCUCGGUGUCCUACAGUCCGCUGCGCCAGGAGUCCAGCAGCCAGCAGGUGGCGCUGCUGCGACGCUCCGACAGCAGCUUCUGGGGUUGGCUCAGCCCGUUCGCUCUGCUGGGUGGCCUGGCGGCCCCGGCGGACAGGAAGCGGGGUGCCCCGGAGGAACCGUGUGUGUUGGAGACGCGGCGGCGGCCACCGCGCCGGGGGGGCUGUGCGCGCUGUGAGAUCCUUUUCUGCAAGAAAUGCAAGACACUGCACAGCCACCCCGCCUACGUGGAGCACUGUAUUCUUGAGCACCCUGACCUGGGUAAGGCAGAGGCCGCCGGCAACUCUGAGCUCAUUGACUCCCAGCCUCUGAGCCCGCAAUGCUCCAAACUCUUCUAUCUCUAGUGAGUUCCACAGAACUGUCCCUUCAAGCCGCCAUCCUUAGCGCCUCCUACCGGUGAGAAGACCCACUGUCGGUUCACGGUUCCCUCUGUGGUCUUGCGGAACUAUAGAAGAAACUAGGCACUCCUCCCCAGACAGUACCCAGCACCUACAGCCCUCCUGAGCCUCAUGCCUUCAGCACAGCCUUGCCUGCAUCGUUUUCAGGUCUUCUGGCUUCUAUCCAGGCGUGGCCUGGAGAAAGCCUCGGGGUUCCCUCGGCCCUCUUAAUAAAUUGCCUCUUUCCCUCUAAUCGGCAAUAGUCU